This is a messenger RNA of Strongylus vulgaris, 414 nucleotides long. The record is from the annotation of a GenBank genome assembly. NCBI's taxonomy places the organism in Eukaryota, Metazoa, Nematoda, Chromadorea, Rhabditida, Strongylidae.
UUGGAGGAUAUUUUUAACGUAAAUGAGACAUUGUGUGAAACUCAUGAACUGCUUGGAUGCCAGUGUGACGGAACGGGAUUACUGCCAGCUGAGAUGGAAGAAGCGCAAGAAGAUGAGGAUACUAACAUCGAUGUUGACAAAAGUGAACCUGAAGCUAACGUCAAAAAUGACAGUUCCAGUGAUGACAAACAGGAUGAUGAUUGUGCAUCGACAGUGCAAGAUGAGCCAGCCACAAUGGCCGAAUUGUUUCGUUGGCGUCACUACUCACCUAGUCAUCCAGAAGCAUGGAAGUAUUUCAAGUCUAUUGCCGGCUUUGAUAACAUUCCUCUCAACGAUCUCAUUUUUGCAUUUCACUUAUCAAGCAAAUUCUAAGUUAUCAUUAUCCCAUAUUUAUGUCCUGUUUUCACUGUGACA